Molecule: messenger RNA, 5377 nt
Organism: Polyodon spathula (Mississippi paddlefish)
Lineage: Eukaryota; Metazoa; Chordata; Actinopteri; Acipenseriformes; Polyodontidae
Product: neurite extension and migration factor-like
Exons: 4
Coding region: 423-4679 (1418 amino acids)
Biological process (GO): negative regulation of cell-cell adhesion mediated by cadherin; negative regulation of neuron migration; negative regulation of cell adhesion mediated by integrin
Cellular component (GO): nucleus
Source: RefSeq, a predicted model, not a curated record
UGGCAGCAUCAAGCACCUUGUACUAGAUGGGGGAGGAAAAAAAAAAAAAGCAGCAUCAUAAAAUCAAAAUUCGAGCUAAAAAUGUAUGCUAAUUUAACACGAAGCAAUUGCAUGCACAAAUGAAAUGGUACAAAUCCUUGUUUGUUUCAUGGAAGAUGAAGAAUGCUGUAAAAUAAAAUGGAGCUGUAGUACUGGGGGAAAAAAAAAAAGCCUGUCUCCAUCACUGAGAGGCGCGUCCACCUGCUGAUAUUGGAGGGUUCAGGGCAGAAACCAUGGAGAAGUGGCUGCACUGAGGGGAAAGACGAGUACGGUAUUAGGAGGUGGGCAUUACGGGUGACAGAAAAAGGGCGCAGUUUGGGUGCAUUCGGAGGUUGUAUAGAGGUAAUGAUGCAUGGAAGGAGAGACAGAACCAGGCAAUAUUAAUGGAUGUUCUACAAGAUAACAGCUCCUCUGCACAGGAACGAAGCCCUGCUCAGAUUAAUGGGGAGAAUGAAGAUGGAUCAUAUGACCAGAGGGAUGAUGUGAAGCCAUGUGCUGCUGCAUAUGCUGCAGUUACAUUUUCAUCCUCGGCUCCAGCAACGACUGACAGCACACAGAAAGAAAACGAAGAGUGUCAGCGGGUUGUGCCUCCGUUGACUUCAAAGGAGCCCUGUAUCCUGAGCCCUCCGUCUCCUCUGAGGCUCACAGAGGUACCUGAUCACACUUCAGAUGACUCUUCCACACAUGCCACCUCCCUCAUAUCCUGCGUUACCAAGGGGGUGAGCCCCUGGUCCCUGCCAGAGGAUUGCGACCGAACCCCGUUCACCAUCAUGGAGCCAGGUGGUAUAUCGGCUCUGACUGGCGACUGCUUGAUGCCGCAGAGCCGCACCUGCCUGGGUUGCUUUAUAGAAUCUAAAGACAGUGUCGACGCUGAGCCAGGAAUCAGCCUGAAAAUGGGGGAUAUAAACAGGGAUUAUGAUACCUGCUCCAUCUCAGAUAUAGGGAUUCAUUGCAUGAGCACAGGAGAGAGUGCAAGAUAUGGGGAUCAACUGCUUUCUGAUCAGCUCCUAAGCUUCCCACUGCAUAAAUCAAGGACUGCAGACAAAAGAGACGUGGAGAAAUCUGACAGUGAUUCAGAAGACCCGACUCCAAAAAAUGAUUACGAGGGAUUACUGUUAGACAAAUGCAACGGGGAUGAGGCUCUGCUAUCAAAUCCCAAUCAGGAUUGGGGCUAUUUUGAGUCCUUUAUUAGUGAAAGUAAAAUCGAACUGCUUGACCUAUGCUCCAAAAAUGAGCUCUCUGUAAACCUUUUUUCCGAGGAGGAUGUGGACAAUUACAUGUUCGAUGAUGACGACUCCACCCUCAGCAGUGACGUGUGCUCUUUAAAGAUCCGCUACGAAUCCUUCCAGGAUAACUUGAGGGAAAAGACCAACACCCUGCAAGAGGAGACUCAGUUUAACUUCUUCCCCAGUGUCCUUGUCAACUGCACGAAAAAGGAAAACGGCCCAGUCAAGAAGAACGCAGACUCUCAGUUUAAAGCUGGCGAGAUAAGCCUUUGGGAUAGCGAAGACAAAGCUGAUACAAACAAAAGCUGUAACCCUGGUGGUACAGUGCCGUACUUACCCGCUAAAAGAAACCAUUUCUUUGACUCCAACAAUUCUGCUGAAGAUUCAGGGGAAUACAGCGACGACGACAGUUCGUGCACGGGAUCUUCUUACGACACUUUCAGGGAAGCUAAGGAGUGCAGUAGGUUUUUAUCCAGAGAGAACUCCAGUUCAUCCAGCCAGCUAAACUACGGAUUAAGAGCCAAACGAAAAGUGAGAUACAGUGACGACUACCUGUAUGAUGUGGAUUCUAUUGAGAGCGAAAAGAAUGCAGAGAAAAAAGAGCUGCAGCCAUACGGCCCUAAAGAGGAAGAUGAUGACGACUGGUGCCCAAAGAAGAGGCGAAAAUCCUCUCGGAAAGAAGCCCCAGUUAUCAUUAAGUAUAUAAUCAUCAACCGCUUCAAAGGAGAGAAGCACAUGCUGGUAAAACUAGGCAAAGUUGAUCCCACUAACACAACAGUUAGCUUAAACGAUGACCUACUGAACAAAUAUGAAAAAAUGGCUCCCUUAAAAGACUAUUGGGAAAAACAGCAGAGCAACAGGAACGGUCUGGCUAUUGGAGAUAAACAGCAUUUUCAUAGGAAUGGUUCAGAUCCGUCGUUUAGGCCUAGCCCUCCGAAAAGAAAAUAUAAGAUUGCAAACAGACAUAGGAUUCAAAGAAUUCAAACUGUGGAGCAAAUGCCAAACAAGCAGGGCUCUUCUUCUGAUCACAAGCAGGAAAGCCACACUACAGAUGAUGCAGCCCUUCUGGGCAUGCCAUUAACAAUAGCAACCCCCAGCUGUGCAAACAGAUUAGACUCGAAUGACAUAACACACACUGGCUCAGAAAAGAGCAGAUCACAAGAAAGCGAAGAUAAGGGAAUUGAAACAAAAAUUGUCAGAAUAAAAAAAUUCAAAAGUGAAGCCAGAUUGAGGAGCAAAAGAAUGAAAGCCAUGCAAGAGGAUAGCAAAAGCAUAACAAACCUAACAGCGAUUUGCCCUGCUUUAGAAAACCAGGACUCUGUAGGCAUGAAUGAUGUUACUAUUCACUGUGCUGCUAGCAGUCCUCAUUUAUCUGAAAGCUACAGUACUGAUGCUGAUGCUGAAAAAUCUACUUUUUUACCAGCCACCACCUGCUCAUCUGACAAGCCUGUACCAUCUGCUGACAUUGCUACAAGUGUACCAGUUGUCCCUGGAGGCUAUCUGCAGACGUUGCUGGAUGCAUCUGAUUCAUCAAAUAAUACAGGGAUCUCUUACUUCUCCCAACAUCCCUCUGAGCAGCAUCCUGUCAGUGUUUCCCACACGGAAAAGCAGUUCACUUCUCUGCAACUCGCACAGAGUUGUGUGCUCUCCCCACCCUCCGAGUCAGAGCUUCAGCAGUCGCCCCACCACCUUGAGAUUGAGCAGAACUUUCCUCCCAUGUGGCACAGCGAGCCCAGCAACAGCCAGCCUUCAUUUACAUCCAAUAUCCCAGAAACUGCUCUGCUAUCAAGCAAUUUCGGGGUGUCUGCUCAAAUGACAGAUGACAUGUCUGGAUAUGGCCAGCUAAACCUGAACAGCAACAGACUGCCGUAUCAGAAGAAUUACUUGCAUGUGCACCCCUUGCAGGCUGACACUGAUUAUCAGGCAUGCCAGGUACAGUGUGGAGAGGGACAUUUUCAGUUUCAGCAAGACACACUAAGUACAGAUGAUGGCAGACUCGCCAGUUUUGAUUCAGUGGGUUCAUUGUCAGCUACUUCUAGCAAUUAUAGCUCUUUAAGUUUAAAGUCCUGCGAGAAGGAUGGUGAAGAUGACAUGAAUGAUAACUUCUUAGCCCACUGCAGUCCCAAAUUGGUGAUCCAGCAAAGCAUUGAUGAGAUUAUCCCCCUGAAGGAGUCAACAGACUUGCUGGACAUUUCAAACUUCACUCCUGAUAAGUUCAGACAUUCAUCCCUGUCGGAGAUGUCACCUCCUGACACGCCAAAUUUGUCUCCUCAAGUUACAGGGCCAGAAAUGAAGUCCAUGGGGAAGGCUAAAGACUUCCAGGAUUCCACUGAAGCCAUUCUGGGCAGCUCUCAGGAUGUGAACUGGAACUGUAAUGUCCUUCAACAGCAGGAACAUCACAAUAGCCCAUUCAUGGUUAACGGUCAUAGAUUUCAGUUCCACAUGUUCAAUGAUGAUGAUACGGUUGGUCUGGUUGAGAAAUCCCCCUGCCUGGAAACCUUUGACAAGCAACUACAUGAAAUCAGCACCAGCAGUGCAAAAACUUCAAAAGCAAAAAAGAAAUCAACCCCCAAGCAGGCUGGGACUGAUCAGAAGAGCGCAAAGAAAGCCAGAAGCCCAAAAGGCAGCAAAACAUCAGAGAAAAGUAAAACUCCUCGACAAGGGUCCAGAUCAAAGAAAGGGAAAAAUGGCACAGAGGAAAAGAAUGUUAAGGCCCAGGCUGGGGAUUGCAAGACGGCACUGAAAGAUCCCAUCACAAUUCACAACCCUGGCAACUUUGUGCUUUCUAAUGACUGGUCAUUAGGUAAAGACGCCAACAUGAGCUGGUCUGAUCCUAGCAUAGCACAGAAUGCGAAUCUCCUUGACGAUGAUCAGCGAGAGUUUGAAGAGCCCUCAAACAUCCUGUCCAACAUCGCUUCUGGAAUGGCUGAGGUCCAGCGGUUCAUGAUGGCCUCUAUCGAGCCAUUGUGGAGCCCUGCAGCGAGUGUGUGCCAACCCCCGGAAGCCAACAGCCUCAAAUUGAAAACCCUCAAAAUCCUUGCCAGCACCCCAGCAGAGUCCAAAAGGAAAGGGAGCAGCAGCAGCGUUUCCCCUGGGGUGAUAAAGAGCCGGAAGUCAUCCACCAAGAGCACAUGCAGCAAAACCCAAGUGAAAUUAAAUAUUUCCAGCCCCCCACUGCCCAGCAUUGCACUGGAUUGUAACGGAGGUAUGUCGCCAAGGUGUGUCUUUGAUAAAAGCAUUACUAAUCUAAGUACUUCAGGCAAUAAUGGCCCGCCGCAUAAAAAGAUGUAUCGUCAUAAAACAAGCGCAAAAUUUCCAAGGGAUGAAAACAGUAAGGGAAAACGAACAGAACGCGAGCAGAAUAAAGACUUAUCAGUGAUGGCCUCUUUAGAAAAACUGAGCUUCUUAAACUGAAACCGGGGGGGUAAAUCGAGAUGUGUGAUGCAGCAUUGAUCUGCCUGCAGCACAUACUGUGGGUGGCCUUUUUGACUCCUGCCUCCUGAGAACUGAAUGUACUACUCCAAUGUGAACUUCUAUUAAAAAAAACAAAAAAACAAACUUAAUAAAUAGAGGUACCACUGUUGAGGUGCUGCUAAUUAAUGAUGCUAAAGAAAACCACUUCUACCAGAGGAAAAAAACAAAAAAAAGAACACAGCUUGUGCCCUUUUUAAGAAUGUACGAUAAGUUUUAUGUUUGAUGUACUUUGGUUUUGACAUUCAUUGGAAGUACAUUUUGCCUUGUUUCUUCUUUUCUUUAAAAUUAAGCUUUAUAAAUAUCUUGUUCCUAGAGGGAUUCUUGAUUAAGGAACACUUAAAUGACAUCUUGCAAAAUCUUGUAUAUUUUUCAGUGUGCCAAUUUGUAAGAUAUUUUGUAAGUGUAUAUUUUUCUUAGAAAGUGCUGUGAAGUUUUGUGUGUGUGUGUGUGUGUGUGUGUGUGUGUGUGUGUGUGUGUGUGGGGGUACCCUUUUUUGCGCCUCAGGGUGUUUAUAAAAGGAUACAUAAUAACAAGUUUCUGGUUUUAAAAACCAAAAUACAAACGGAGAGGGAAAAAAAUCAAUUGAAAAUCUUUUUGUCUGAAAUUUUGUAAUAAGACCAAUCUUGUGAGAGUGUAGU